Seriola dumerili (greater amberjack) is the source of this 2752-nucleotide messenger RNA. RefSeq names its product tripartite motif-containing protein 16-like. Gene Ontology annotation, molecular function: zinc ion binding; protein binding. Bases 151 to 1815 code for a protein of 554 amino acids. The record is from RefSeq and is a predicted model, not a curated record. Lineage: Eukaryota; Metazoa; Chordata; Actinopteri; Carangiformes; Carangidae. The transcript has 2 exons.
UUUGAAGAUGGGUGGAACCAACAUGUGGUGAAGUGCGAGAGCUGACAGGCCCCGUUCACUGCAGAGACACAUGUUGUUUAGAUCAGAGCUCAAACUAGUUUCAGUUCUGAGGAAGUGAAACUCAGACAGUCGUUGUCACCGAGAGCUGAAAUGGCGCAGAAAGCAGAUCAGCUGGACCGGGAGACCUUCUCUUGUUCCAUCUGUCUGGAUCUACUGAAGGAUCCGGUGACUAUUCCCUGUGGACACAGCUACUGCAUGAACUGUAUUAAAAGCUUCUGGGAUGAAGAGGAUGAGAAGAGAAUCCACAGCUGCCCUCAGUGUAGGCAGACCUUCACACCGAGGCCUGUCCUGGGGAAAAACACCAUGUUAGCAGCUUUAGUGGAGCAGCUGAAGAAGACUGGACUCCAAGCUGCUGCUGCUGAUCACUGCUAUGCUGGACCUGAAGACGUGGCCUGUGAUGUCUGCACUGGGAGGAAACUGAAAGCUGUUAAAUCCUGUCUGGUUUGUCUGGUCUCUUACUGUGAGAAUCACCUGCAGCCUCAUUAUGAAGCAGCUCCAUUAAAGAAACACAAGCUGGUGGAGCCCUCCGAGAAGCUCCAGGAGAACAUCUGCUCUCGUCACGAUGAGGUGAUGAAGAUGUUCUGCCGCACCGAUCAGCAGUGUAUCUGUUAUCUCUGCCCUGUGGAUGAACAUAAAGGCCACGACACAGUCUCAGCUGCAGCAGAAAGGACUGAGAGGCAGAGAGAGCUCCAGCUGAGGCGACAAGAGAUCCAGCAGAGAAUCCAGGACAGAGAGAAAGAUGUGAAGCUGCUUCAACAGGAGGUGGAGGCUCUCAACGGCUCUGCUGAUGAAGCAGUGGAGGACAGUGAGAAGAUCUUCACUGAGCUGAUCCGUCUCAUGGAGAAAAGACGCUCUGAUGUGAAGCAGCAGAUCAGAUCCCAGCAGGAAACUGAAGCCGGUCGAGUCAAAGAGCUUCAGGAGAAGCUGCAGCAGGAGAUCGCUGAGCUGAAGAGGAAAGACGCUGAGCUGAAGCAGCUCUCACACACAGAGGAUCACAACCACUUUCUACACAACUACCCCUCACUGUCACGACUCAGCGACUCUACAGACUCAUCCAGCAUCAAUAUCUUUCCUCUGAGAUACUUUGAGGAGGUGACAGCAGCUCUGUCACAGCUCAGAGAGAAACUACAGGACGUCCUGACAGAGACAUGGACAAACAUCUCACUGACAGUGACUGAAGUGGAUGUUUUACUGUCACAACCAGAGCCCAGGACCAGAGCUGGAUUAUUAAAAUAUUCACAGGAAAUCACAGUGGAUCCAAACACAGCUUUCACAUGGCUGUUAUUAUCUGAGGGAAACAGAAAAGUUAAAUUUACGUUCAAACAACAGUCUUAUCCUGAUCAUCCAGAAAGAUUCAUUACAUAUUGUCAGGUCCUGAGUAGAGAGAGUCUGACUGGACGUUGUUACUGGGAGGUGGAGUGGAGAAGAGGAGUUUGUGUAGCAGUCUCAUACAAGAAUAUCAGCAGAGAAGGGAGGGAAAGUUUAUUUGGAUAUAAUGACAAAUCUUGGGCAUUAUAUUGUGAUCAAAACACUUUUUCAUUUAGGUUCAACAGCAUCAAAACUCCAGUCUCAGGUCCUCAGUCCUCCAGAGUAGGAGUGUACCUGGAUCACACAGCAGGUGUUCUGUCCUUCUACAGCGUCUCUGAAACCAUGACUCUCCUCCACAGAGUCCAGACCACAUUCACUCAGCCUCUCUCUGCUGGACUUCGGCUUUAUAAUAGAGGAGGCACAGCAGAGUUGUGUAAAGUGAAAUAGACAGAAGAGUGACUUUAGGCCGAUCUGGAGCCAUGGAGGAUAUCACUGCUCAUGAUGAUGUUAGUUUCUCCUGAACUCACAUUUCUCCACAUGAGAACACAAACUUCUCUGAGCUCUGAGUGUUUGUUGGAUGUUUGUGUUGAUGUGUUUGUAUGUUGUUGUUUGGGUCUGAACAGAGAAAUCACCAGACCUUCCUUUAUCACAGAUGUUUUGUUCUCAUUGUGUAAAGACAGAAAUCUAGAAUUACAUUUACAUUGAUGUGUUUGUCAGAACAAAUGUUGUCGUUGUUCAAAUCCACUCACAAAUAAAGUCUAUGAGGUUUUAUCAACUAAUAAUAAAUAAUAAUCAAUGAGGAGAUGACUGAUUACUUUCUUUUCCCUCUCUGAGAUUCAUGUGAAACAAACUGAUUGUGUGGAAGAAGUGAAUAUGUUCAUGAAAUCACUGAACAAGAGUCAUUGAAAAGACUUUACUGAUUCAGUGUGUGAACAAACUGAAGCUUCACGUCAUGAAUAAAAUUGAUUUCCUCAACAAUCAAUCAAAUAUUUCCUUCCGUCUUCACUCCAGGAUCUGACUCAAAGCUGACGGAGAACAUGUCAAACUAAUAUGAGGGCAGCAUCAGUUAAUGCUCACUUUGCAGAUUCAUAUUAAUGAUACGAAAUAUAAUCAAUAAUUAAUUAUAAUGUAUUAUUACAGGUGAAAAAAGUUUAAUCUAAGUCAUUAAAAUGAUUCCCAUCUUCACAAGCUGCAACAUUAAAGUGUUGUUUACACAUUAAUACAUCAAUAAUCAGAAACCAGUCAUAUGAUUGAAAUGAUUCUGAAAGGACUUUUACUUUUGAUAUUUUACGUGUGUUUUCAUGUUAAUACUUUUAUACUUUAUCUUAAAGAAAAUGUUGACUGCGGGACUUUUACUUGUAUCAGAGUAUUUCAACUCUGUGUU